CUACUGUGUACAGUUGAUAAUAAGGAAACAGUGGAGCCUUGCGCAAGCACCGCUCUGUGAUAUUGUCACUCUCGAGUUUCUCAUUACAGACACGCUGAGGCUGCCUCUGCACAUUCAUGAUGGUGGGACUUCAGGAUCUCACAGUCGGGCAGGUAUCUGGUAUGAUCGCUGCUGCUGUAUUCAUAGCACAAAUCCUCGUCCCCUUGGCUCUUCCGGUAAUUUUACUGGGAUUGCUUCAACGACGGUCUUCAGCAGUGACACAGACUGCAGUCUCAUGGUCUGUGAUCGGCCGUUUCAUCCACUCGUCACUGUGGCCGAUAAUACUCAGGACCGACUCUGCUGCAACGCUUGUGGCGAGUCGAUCAGCGCUGUUCAUGUCGGCUUUCCGCAUCUUCAUGCUAGUCCUGAUAGCAGUGGCAGCGAUCGUCACCCCCUUGGGACUAUAUGAAGGGAUCGUAGGUGAGACGGAGUCUUCUUUGCCAGCAUUCCAUUACCUGGAAGACAAAUCAACUUACGGCUUUGGCACACCUCCGCGCACCGCUAUUUCCGGGACUUGGAGUAGGAUCUGCGGCUUCACCUACCCAAUCGCAUGUCCUAACUCCCUGAACAACAUCACAUAUAGCCAGAACACAAGUGGCGACUUUCUGUUCUACGACUAUUACGAUUCGAGAAUCCCAGCAGAUGUGGUCAACGCUUUCCAGAGCGGCCUGGUCGAUCAUGAACCUUCCGUCUCCAGCUCCUUUGAUAUUCAAUAUCGAUCCUACAUACAAAGCGAGUUAGACUUGGAUGGAAUGGGACCUACGAUCGACAACGGGACGAACCCAUAUACCCGAGGCACGUAUCAACCAUUGUCUACCCAGAUCUUGAGUGAUUCCUACCUGGCAGUCGAAGGACUUAUCGUUGACAUGAAGAAUGGAGGCAUCGGCUUUCGCAAGCAUUCUGCUCCAUCACCUCGAACGUACGGCAGCAGCUGGUCUGAGGAUUUGCUGUUCACAGAGCCGGAGACUGUAUGCGUCGAUACAAACCUGACACUUGAAUUUCAAAUCCCCGCCACGACAAACGAGAAGGCAGCAGCCGGUAUUAACGAGGUGUUCAAAUUGCAACUCACUGAUCGAGGUGGGUUCGUCAACCUCAUACCUGAAUAUCCUGCUUGGGAUCGUGCAGACACACAGCAGGCUCCAGAACUAGAGCUACGAGCCUAUAAAGCUGCAUGGAUUAACAACGCUCUCUCUAUGGCCUUCAUGAAUGUUACUAAUGUCCGCACUAAUGACACGGACGUGAAGGCCUUCUCUUACCUACACUCAACUAUGAACAAGACCUUUCCGCUCUCCUUUCCGGACGGGAAACAAGCCAAUGAUUUGUUGACCAUUCAGGCUAGCUCUUUCCAGGUUGCCACAGCGUUCGGAGGGUAUCUCGAUGAUGCUGAUCAAGGCCGCUCAAAUAAGAGUUCUAGCGGUAACAGUUCAGACGAGUACAACUUCCAAUCGUUUCCUCCCCUUUAUCCGAACCCCUUCCGGAUUAAACGCUCUUGUACAUACCAGAAUGAUAGCUGUCUAGACUUUGGACUGGCCACAUUGACUUGUGCGGGCUCUGGUGGCGGCGAUCUGGCGAACAUCACGAACAUGGCUGGUAAAUGUGGUCUGCUCUACGGGACACCUCGACGAAAAGAUGGCAGCGCGUCCCUACUAUUCAACCCAGGCUCAGCUUGGACUCUGCCGAUGUAUUCGUGCAUGUCAGUUGUCAAAGCUUCCAUCAAAACUGUAUCUUUCCGCUUCAACGAUACCGACGAUCUUUCGGGAAUCACCAUUCUUGCGAUCGACGCGAAAGAAUACGCUGACGAAGAGUCCAAACCCCUGUGGGGAGUGGAAAACAGUGACAUAGAGUUGAAGCAUGGAAACCCGCUCUGGGGAAUCGUAACUCCGGAGGCUGCUAAGAAGCUCAACCUCUCCACUUUACGCAAGGAAUCUUUGUACCUACCAGGCCAUGCUGGAUACGCAGACCUUACGUCGCACGAGAAUCUUCCCGGCGCAGACUUCGCAGCCGAAGUGUUAUCUGCGACGUACGACAUUAACCCUUUUUCAUCCAGCAACCAGAUUGACUACUCUGGAAAGGCUAACCUCGCCAUGUACCGGCUCUGGCAGGAAGCUUUUCGUACGCCUUCAACAUCAGCCAGAAUUUUGAACCUGAUCUGGACCGACAUUGCAGCCAAUCUUGUAAUGGGAACUCGGGGAUUGGAGGGUAGCGAUAAUACAAAGCGAAAGCGUGACGAUAAACCUUCAUCUGGCCCAAAGAUCCCUCAGGUCACCAGUUACUCUCGCCGCAUCAAGUACAAAUACGUGUAUGGCAUUCCUGCAUUCCUCGCUCUAUUCUUGACGAUAGCCUCCACGCUCGUAACGGCGUACUUCACGAUCUUCGGUCACGCAAAACCAUCCAAGAUGCGCAACCUCUUAGAGCACACCUCGGCCGGUAGGCUCCUUGCUGCACGGGAUAUACAGGGCCGACCAAGGGACCACACCAACGAUGGAAAUGAUAGCUCAACAGAAGUUGCAGUUGCAGACUGCACUGAACCUACGAAGAAGUGGCUGAAAGGCGCUGGAGUGACAGAGUUCACACUGAGUGCGGAAGGAUGGACGAAGAGUUUGCAGCCUCAUGGACCUGGGCAUGACAAAGCUGGAACGACAGCGAGCUAUGCACCUGUACCAAGCGCACAGAACUGAUCAAGAAGAGCUAGAUGGUGUAUUGUCGUUCUAAUGAUGC
Molecule: messenger RNA, 2757 nt
Organism: Boeremia exigua
Lineage: Eukaryota; Fungi; Ascomycota; Dothideomycetes; Pleosporales; Didymellaceae
Exons: 4
Coding region: 117-2717 (866 amino acids)
Source: RefSeq, a predicted model, not a curated record